GAAACUGGCUCGCGCUGUGUGAAAGUGAGCCGCUAUUGGCUGCGUCCGUUUGUGUUUCUAGAGUGGGAGCAGAAGGACGGCCUCUCUGAGGCUUUAACCUCACGUAUUAUUCUCUUAUGGUGAGUCUUCAAAAGCACCUUUACAGGAUCAAAGAUGGACCUUGUGCUGAACGUUGCAGAUUAUUACUUCUUCACUCCAUAUGUGUAUCCCUCCUCUUGGCCGGAGGACGAGGCUCUGCGGCAGAUCAUCGGCUUGAUGGUGGUCACCAACCUGGGUGCCGCAGUCUUAUAUCUAGGCCUGGGUGCUUUGAGCUACUUCUUCAUUUUUGAUCACAAAUUAAAGCAACACCCUCAGUUUUUGGAGAACCAGGUGCAACGUGAAAUUAAGUAUGCUUUGUGGUCUCUGCCCUGGAUCAGUGUACCAACAGUAGCAUUGUUUUUCGCUGAGGUCAGAGGGUACAGCAAACUGUACGACCGGGUCGAUGAAUCGCCCCUCGGAUGGUCAGGGCUGAUUUUCAGCAUGGUCUCUUUCCUGUUUUUCACUGACAUGUGCAUUUACUGGAUUCACAGAUUCCUUCACCACAAGUUGAUAUAUAAGAAUUUCCACAAACCACAUCAUGUGUGGAAGAUCCCCAGUCCGUUUGCCAGCCACGCUUUCCACCCUGUGGACGGAUUUCUCCAGGGCCUGCCGUACCACAUCUACCCCUUCCUCUUCCCCCUACACAAGGUUCUGUACUUAGUCCUGUACGUGUUCGUCAACAUAUGGACCAUCUCCAUCCAUGAUGGGGACUACCGUGUGCCCAGCCUGAUGCAACAAAUCAUCAACGGUUCAGCUCACCACACAGACCAUCAUCUUUUCUUUGACUACAAUUACGGGCAGUACUUCACCCUGUGGGACCGCAUUGGAGGUUCCUACCGCUACCCUUCAGCCUUGAUGGGGAAUGGGCCGCAUGACCACAUUAAAAAACUGAUGGCAAAAGGGAAACUGAACUCAAACAGCGUAAACAGCAACACUAAUAAUAAAAAUAGUGUUCAUGUCAAGAAAGAGUAGGUAGGCAGAUUAAGCAUCAUGAAUGAGUUUCAAGGUAUGUCCUUAUUCAUAAGAGGCUCUUCAUAAAUACUUCUCAGUAAAAUAAUCAGUUAUGUAUCAAAUUCCCAAAAGGCAGCACAAAAUGUGGAAAGGACAAAAGGAAUCAAAGUACAAAAUGUGUAUAUUUUUGCCUAAUGGUAACAUUCGCUAUGGCUACCCUGUUGAUAUUCUUGCUUUUUUGUAACGUAAUAUGAAUAACUGAAAUUAACAGGCUUCUGCCAAGUAAGCGUCUAUAAUUUUGCUGUCAUAGACAUUCAAAGAAUGUAUGAAGAUUGACAGGACUAUCCCUUCACAUGAGCUCAGUUCAUCUUUCCAUCAGCAGACUCUCUUUCUCCAUAGCUCUGUUUGUGUAUGAACUGAUAAACAGUUCAGAGACCUGUCGAAGGUGUUUGCUGAUCUACAGUCACCUUGUUUUAAUAGAGUUUCUGUGGUCCGCUUUUGAUAUGAAAUGCACAAUCUUUCCAAAUAAAAAAAAAGAUUGGUGUAUA
This is a messenger RNA of Carassius auratus (goldfish), 1577 nucleotides long. Its product is annotated as lathosterol oxidase-like. Lineage: Eukaryota; Metazoa; Chordata; Actinopteri; Cypriniformes; Cyprinidae. The transcript has 5 exons. Gene Ontology annotation, molecular function: iron ion binding; oxidoreductase activity. The coding region runs from base 154 to 1050 and encodes 298 amino acids. Gene Ontology annotation, biological process: lipid biosynthetic process. The record is from RefSeq and is a predicted model, not a curated record.